Messenger RNA from Gavialis gangeticus (Gharial), 1207 nucleotides. RefSeq names its product leucine rich repeat containing 52 (gene LRRC52). The record is from RefSeq and is a predicted model, not a curated record. Lineage: Eukaryota; Metazoa; Chordata; Crocodylia; Gavialidae. The coding region runs from base 184 to 1077 and encodes 297 amino acids. Gene Ontology annotation, cellular component: voltage-gated potassium channel complex. Gene Ontology annotation, molecular function: potassium channel activator activity; transmembrane transporter binding; voltage-gated potassium channel activity. The transcript has 2 exons.
UGAGCGAGGGAUACAAAGAGCUUCCAAGCAGCCCUGCAGCUCAACUCUUCUUCUGUUUUUAUUGUGAUGAAAAAAUUGCUUGCACAGGGCUUCUGCUUUGCAGCUCUUCGGAGCCUCUCAUUGCAACAUUCUCUGAAGAGCUGAAAAAGCAUAGAGGAAGCACAGCAGCGGAGGUAUCAUAUCAUGUCCUCUUCUAAUGGCCUCAGGUCCCUGAGGCAGGUGUUUCUUUUUGGAAUAGUAUUGGCAUCCAAGGUCCUGAGCUGUCCACCAAACUGCACUUGUCAGUACCUGGAAGUGAACUGCACAGGAAAGCAGCUGCAGGAGUACCCCCUGACCAUUCCACUGGACACAAGACAGCUAAUUCUGGCUACCAACAACAUCUCCUAUCUGCCCUCUGUGGAGCUGAACUUCCUAACUGACUUGGUCUACCUGGACUGCAGGGAGAACCACAUUGGGGACGACCUGGGUUUCACCUUCAUCAGUGUCGUCAAGCUUGUGUACUUGGACCUGAGCGCCAACAACCUCACACGUGUCACUUUUACCAGUUUCUCUCAACUCACCAACCUGGUGGUGCUGAAACUCUCGGACAACCCAAAUUUGGUGGAGAUUGAGAAGGAUUCCUUUGCCAAUAACAGCUGGCUGAGGCACCUGGAUGUGAGCAGAACAGGCUUAACUUUCUUGGAUACCAGCACAGUCAGUGAUCUGCCCAAUCUGAAGUCCCUGGGUCUAAGUGGAAACCCUUGGAACUGUAGCUGCUCUUUCUUGGAAUUCAGUAUCUGGAUAAAAGAGAGCGGCCUUAAUUUCCCAGAUGCUGAGAACAUCUCCUGCUACAGCCCAUCAGAGCUACGUGGCUGGCCAGUGCCUGAUGUGGAGACACAACUCCACUACAUAUGUCUCACCCACUUAUACCAGUGGGACUAUAUCUUCCUGGGUCUAGUUGGCUUCUGCAUAUUCUCUGCUGGCACUCUUGCAGCCUGGCUGGCUGGCAUUUGUGCAGUGUUAUACGAAUUCCACACAGCUACAGGGGAAGACGAUGCAGAUGAAGAGGAAGAGGAAGAGGCAUCCACUUAUCACUGACCUUUGAAGUCCUUGUGAAAGCCUCUGCUAGCUGUACAUUUACUUUGGUCCCUCUCUCCCUUUCCCAACCUCACCUCCCUCUCCAGAUGUGAUUUUUGUAAACCAAAAUAUAAUUGAAAGAAUACAAAAU